AUGACCUGUCGUAGGCGUUACGGGAGAGCUUGCCAUGCUAAGAGACCGCUGGCCUCAGGGUGGAGCUACUCGCCUGGCUGGGGGUCACGAUGGUGGGACCAGGGCUCUUGGUGGCAAGGACGGUGGGGUCAGGAUGAGAAGGCGCCCUGGGAGAGAGCCGAAGCAAAGGAGGAGCCCGGCUCGGAAGGAGAUAGGCCGAGCGAGAAGCCUGAGGGUGGCUGGGGCGGCUGGAGCAGCAACAGCUGGUAUGCGCGGCCAUCCUGGUCCAGCUGGUCUUGGUCUUAUCCCAGCUAUGGCUACUCGAACUACGGUUACUCCAGCUAUUCCGGAUGGGGUGACUGGAACCGACCUGAUGCACUAGUCGAAGCCAAGCAAGACGACAGCCAGAGCCGACAGGAACGGUGGAGCCAAGCCUUUGCAAAGGACAGGCAGGAGUUCCAAGACGGAGACUGGUGGAAAAGUGAACGGGAAGAGCAGCCCAAGCAGGAAGAGUGGACCCAAGAACCGAAGCAGGAGGGUGAAGUAGGCCAAGAGCCCAAGUGGGUGCCGCCUUUUGAAAGCGGCCAAGAAGCAGGUGCAGCUUCGCAAGAAGCAACGCAGGCUUCCUCCGACGUGGCUGUUCAGCCAAGUCCGGAGACUCUGAAGCCUCGAGACGAAAUCGACAAGGAGAGCAGCCGACCAGCCCACGAAAACGAGGAGUGGUAUCAAAAGUGGCUCCUCCGUCAGAAGGAAAAAGAGCAAAAAGAGCAAAGCGGCGCACACGCAGAAGCGCAGGCUGAGAGCUUUGUCACAAAAGCAAAGAAGGUGGAAGUAGAAGAGGUCCAGGUGCCUGAGGCGGUCGCUGAUUCCGACACUCACCCAGCGCCCGCUAUGGAUCAGGAGAUGUCUUUCCACAGCAUGCCAGAGCCAGAGAGCGCGCCAGCGAGACACCCGCACGAGAAUGAAGAGUGGUACCAAAAAUGGCUACGACGCCAGAAGAAUCAGCCCACUCACGUCAUCGACAUUGGUGCUCCUCAACCCCAGGCUUCGACGCAAGACGUGGCGGCGAGCAGCUCUAGCGAUCCUCAGGCCUCCAGCUCUAGCAGCACGGAAGAGAAGCGGGUCUGUCCAGAUGACGGGAAGACGUACACCUUUGAUGAGUUGAAGAAGGCGUACGCCGGAGAGUACUCUGAUGAAGACUUGAAGGCAUAUUGGCGAGAUGCCAUGGCCCCGCCGGGAGCCCCCAUAGAAAAACCUGCCGAGUCGAAGAAGGAGGAUUACAAGCAAGAGGAGUGGUACCAGAAAUGGCUUCGUCGACAGCAGAACAAGAAUAGACAGAUCAUUGAAAUUGGUUAA
This is a messenger RNA of Symbiodinium sp. CCMP2592, 1335 nucleotides long. NCBI's taxonomy places the organism in Eukaryota, Dinophyceae, Suessiales, Symbiodiniaceae. The record is from the annotation of a GenBank genome assembly.